This is a messenger RNA of Zootermopsis nevadensis, 1598 nucleotides long. RefSeq names its product protein lethal(2)essential for life-like. Gene Ontology annotation, cellular component: cytoplasm; nucleus. Lineage: Eukaryota; Metazoa; Arthropoda; Insecta; Blattodea; Termopsidae. The record is from RefSeq and is a predicted model, not a curated record. Gene Ontology annotation, biological process: protein refolding; response to heat.
UGUUAACGUCAUACGCCAUAUAUAAAAGGACAAACAGCGUUGCUUGUGUGUUCAGUGGUUUGUGUGACGAAUCGUUGGUGAUUACAGGCGGCUUGCGAAGCUAAAUUGAAGAAGUAUCGAGAAGGUGAACGAAAUUCAAUUUGAAACUAUUUCAUCAGUCAAGUUUUGCACGAAAACUAUAUUUCAAGAUGUCACUCCUUCCAUUGCUUAUUGAUGAUUUGCUCGACGUCCCCCGGAGGCCUGUACAUUUAUUCGACCAAAACUUUGGCAUGGGAAUGUUGAGAGAUGAGCUUCUGAAUCCUUCCCUUAUUGCCCCUCUUCGUGCAGGCUAUUACAGACCAUGGCGCAGUCAGGCAGCUCGCCACAGUGGAGUAUCAAACAUAGAGAACACUAAGGAUGGUUUCAAGGUAAAUCUGGAUGUGCAACAGUUCAAGCCUGAUGAACUUACUGUAAAGAUGGUGGAUGACUAUGUAGUUGUGGAUGGGAAACAUGAAGAGCGGCAGGAUGAGCACGGCUUCAUUUCUCGACAGUUCCAGCGUCGCUAUAAGCUACCUAGUGAUGUUCAUCCAGACACUGUGCUGUCGCAGCUUUCAUCAGAUGGGGUCCUUACUAUUUCUGCACCAAAGAAGGCUCUUCCUACAUCCACUAAUGAAAGAGUUGUCCAAAUCACUCAGACCCAAGCCCCAGCACUGAAGCAAGAGAAAGCUAAAGGAGAUGAGGGUCAGAAGAUGGAGUCUUAAGGAGUUUCUGGUGACUGAUCCAGCAUUUAUGUUAAAAGUAUUGCAUUCAUUAUAUAUAUGUUCCUGUUCUUGUCACUUUAUGGUAAUUGAAUGAAUGCUUCUUUGUGUCAUUUGAAAGAUGCAUUGUAAUUCAGAUAAGUAUAAGACAGCUUGAAGAUACAUACUGAUUAAUUGCACAUACAUUAUAUAUAUUGAAUAGUGUUUUAGAAUUGCUUCACACCUGGACUAUGAUGACAAUCAUUCUGUGAGGUUGCUCAGUAAGAGGCUUUGACAAGAUGAGGUAUGAAAAUUGUUGCACAACUCCACUAAAUAUUAGGGUAGGCCAAGGGUUAGAGUCUAGGGGAGUGUUGGCUAGAUUACCUCAAUUUAAUUACUUUCCACUUUAUUAUAAACCAAUGUCCUUUGCUACAGAAAUUCUUAAUUUUUGGAAUACUCCAGCUUUAUUCCAACAAGUGUCUUGAUAGGGUGGACAAAUUCUAAGGAAUCUCCAUAUUAUGGGUCUUGUCUCAUUGUCAUAUAGAGGCAGUUUGUGGAGAAACCCUUCUAUUAGGUUCUUCUAAAUCCUAGCUAAGGAAUAUUGAACGUGGUGUAGAUGAUGGUGAGAGGAAAGCCAUAAAUUCUCAUAUUGUCAGAUAGGUCCUGGGUGUUGAAACCAAUCUAUAAAAUAGUUCAGCGUAUGCAUAUAAAAUAUUAACAUACAGUUGCUGUUGAUAAUAUAUUCAGAAUUAUGUUUUAUUACUGUACUGUGGUAAUUAUAAACAAUUUUCUUGUAUUCAAAUGUGCACUGUAAUUUAGAAUAUUCUGCUAAACCAACUGUGUAGACUGAUUUAUUAAUAAAAGAGACUUGAAUUUAUUGUU